AGCGGGUAGCGGACCUCAAACAAAAGAAAAAGAAAUUGAGCCACUAGAAAAAGGGGAUAAAGAGAAGGAAAAAAAAAAAGAAGCAAAACGAUAAUAAACAGAAUUGAAAACGAAACAGAGGUAUGUUUUGUGGCUGAAAUUGAGCAAUGGAAGCUCUUCUGGGAAGCUCUCAUUCUUCAGCCUCUGUAUCUCCGUCAUUUAUCAUCACUAGCAGCUACAGAAGAAACCCCACCUUUGCUUUUAAGGUGCUUUCGUGGAAUUCUUUGUACAGUGGAAGUAAUAACUCUCAACUAUAUCCUCCAAUAUUGUGUCUUAAAAAGAGUGGCAAUGACAACUCUGGAAGUUGCUCUCCUUUAUGCUACAUUGAGCAAAUGUGCAGAAACAGAAUGUUUUCUCAGCCAAACUGGAGGCAUAGCAAAAUAUUCAUUGAUAAGCAACCUUUGCUGGUUAUACAAAAUGGCUUAGCUUUUCUACCAAGAAAAUUGAAAACCAGUUUCCGCAAAACAGUAAAGCAUUCAGAAAUAUUUAGGAAUAUAGUACCUGAUAUAUUUGUUCGGUCCUGCAUUGGACUAAUGCUGGUUAUGGCAGUUAAUGCUGCUGUUGUGAAAGCUCCUUCUUUUGCUCUCACCGAAGAAAAUCUGCUUUUUUUGGAGGCAUGGAGAACAAUUGAUCGUGCAUAUAUUGACAAGACCUUCAAUGGUCAAAGUUGGUUUAGGUACAGAGAAGAUGCACUACGGAAUGAACCAAUGAACACUAGACAGGAAACAUGUAAGUUUUGCCCUUUUUGUGGUAAUCUUUCGGUGAUUAUCUGCAUGAACUUUUGCAAGAAUACCGGGGAUCUGCUAUGUAUUUGCACUGAAGCUUCUAAUUGAAAAGGAAGAAUUCAUUGUUAUGAGUAGCAUUGUAGAGGACUAGAGUGUGCAAUCUUUAUAGAAGGGGACGGGUAUUAGUUAAUCAUACAAACAUGUAUAAGAAGAUGUCGCUUAGCAAGAUAAAACCAGGCACAUGUUUGUAUUUCUUUUUUGCGGACAAGAUGCUAUAUUUUGCCCAUUGGUCAAGGUCACCUGCAUGCUGGACUAGUGUUUUUGUAUCUUGAGUUCUGAAUCGGAAAAGGGUCUGAUAUAUCCUUGUACUAU
This is a messenger RNA of Nicotiana attenuata, 1136 nucleotides long. RefSeq lists its product as uncharacterized. The record is from RefSeq and is a predicted model, not a curated record. The transcript has 3 exons. Bases 147 to 872 code for a protein of 241 amino acids. NCBI's taxonomy places the organism in Eukaryota, Viridiplantae, Streptophyta, Magnoliopsida, Solanales, Solanaceae.